AUGGCAGAGCUGCGUGCAGCGAUGGACGAGCGGAUGAAGAAGUUGGCGGUGCAGACGGGGGAGACGCUUGCGCUCGUUAGCCAGAAGGUCAACGAGGUGACAGGCUACCGCGAGGUCGAGCGGCUCAAACAGAGCGUCAAGGACCGGGCAGAACAGGAGAUCAAGGAGGGACGAGAGAGCGUGCGCGAGGCCAAGAGGGCAUAUGAGGAGGCGGUUGCGACGCUCUCCAGUACGCAGCAGAGCGUAAAUGCGCUGCUGGAGAGAAAGCACAGCUGGAGUGACCAGGAUGUGGCGACCUUCACCAAGCUCGUGCGCUCGGACCACGCCUCGCGGGCCGCAGUAGCAAGCACCAACGACGCGCUCAAGAACGCCGAGCUGGCCGUCGACAAGGCGUUCACCGGCCUCAUGCAGUCCAUCCUGGAGCGGUACCACGAGGAGCAGGUGUGGAGCGACAAGAUCCGCUCCGUGAGCACCUGGGCACAGGUCGCGGCCCUCGUGGCGAACUUGAUUGUGUUCAUGAGCGCAAUCGCGUUCAUCGAGCCAUGGAAGCGCCGGCGUCUCGUACAGGGCCUCGAAGAGCGGGUGAGCGGGAUGAUGGGGCGCGUCGAGGGCGAGAUCCAAGGACUCGCGGAGAAGGUGGGCGAGCUCGACUCGAAGAUCGCCGCGGCCGCAGUCGCAGCCGUGACCGCCACGCCCUUUGAACCAGUUGUCGACGUUCGUGCGGGCGGCGAGGCGGUGGGUGAGGGCGAGGCGGCGCUGGCCGGCGAGUCGGCGCAGCAGGCUGAGGCGGUCGCUGCCCUCGUCAACAGCCUCCUCGCGGACGCGUUGGAGGGCGACGUCCCGCUCGCCCCGUCGUCGCCGCUAGAACAGGUCGCGGAGGGCGAGUCAUACCCUGCCCGCGCAUUACAGUGGACCGCGGCACAGCUAAGCCACGUCGCUGCGCCGAGCGCCGAGCGCGACCUCGCUGCGGCGGGGUUGCUGGGCGCCGUGGCGGGCGUCGCGGUGCUGGGGAUGUGCUCGCUCGUCGCGGGCCUGCUUAGAUCAUAA
Molecule: messenger RNA, 1047 nt
Organism: Cutaneotrichosporon oleaginosum
Lineage: Eukaryota; Fungi; Basidiomycota; Tremellomycetes; Trichosporonales; Trichosporonaceae
Biological process (GO): inner mitochondrial membrane organization
Cellular component (GO): mitochondrial inner membrane
Source: RefSeq, a predicted model, not a curated record